Messenger RNA from Dryobates pubescens (Downy woodpecker), 1210 nucleotides. It is a transcript of the gene GPX4, whose product is annotated as glutathione peroxidase 4. Gene Ontology annotation, biological process: response to oxidative stress. NCBI's taxonomy places the organism in Eukaryota, Metazoa, Chordata, Aves, Piciformes, Picidae. The transcript is spliced from 8 exons. Gene Ontology annotation, molecular function: glutathione peroxidase activity. The record is from RefSeq and is a predicted model, not a curated record.
AUGCCGUGCUUCGCCGAGGUCCCCACGGGCUGCCCUCGCCGCUGCCUGAUCGCGCGGUCGCAGGCGGCCACCGGGCGGCCUCGGGGGCCUCAGCCCCAGGGACUGCUGGGAGCUGUAGGCUGCCGCGUGCCGCCGCCGUGGGUGCCGCUCGCCGCGGCGGGAGUUUGUCACCCGGAGCCGUUCCGCCAUUCUCAGCGGCCCGGAGGGGACCAAGCCGCAACCCUGAGACUGAUCAGGAGGGCAAUGAGCACGGCGGGGAGCAGGAGCCGCGGGACCCCCGGGUUUAUCCAUGCCGACCCCCGCCCCCUGGCUCUCCCCCGCGUCACCGAUAAACACUGCAGGGCGGUGCCUCCCAGUGUCCAGGCCGUGGAUUGGUGGAGGCGGCGGGGCGCGAUGGGCUGGGGCCGGGCGCUGCUGUGCGGAGCGGCGAUAGUGGUGCGGGGCGCAGCCCGCAGCAUGUGUGCCCAGGCGGAGGACUGGCGCUCGGCCAAGGCCAUCUAUGACUUUCACGCCCUAGACAUCGACGGCAACGACGUUUCCUUGGAGAAAUACCGAGGCGAUGUCUGCAUCAUCACCAACGUGGCUUCCAAAUGAGGGAAGACCCCGGUAAACUACACUCAGCUUGUUGAUCUGCACGCCCGAUACGCUGAGAGGGGUUUACGCAUCCUGGGCUUCCCCUGCAACCAGUUUGGAAAGCAGGAGCCCGGGGACAACGCUCAGAUUAAGGCUUUUGCUGCGAACUACGGUGUGAAGUUCGACAUGUUCAGCAAGAUCGAUGUCAACGGGGACGGCGCCCACCCCCUCUGGAAGUGGAUGAAGGAGCAGCCCAAGGGCAGAGGCACCCUGGGCAAUGCAAUAAAAUGGAACUUCACUAAGUUCCUCAUUAACCGGGAGGGCCAAGUGGUGAAGCGGUACAGUCCCAUGGAGGAUCCCUACGUGAUUGAGAAGGACCUGCCUGCCUACCUGUAGUCCUGCUGCCCUCAUGCCUGUGCUGUGCCCUCGGCCCAGCAGCCCUCCUGCUGCCCCUGGAGCCUCCUCAGCCAGCCCCCAUGACGGUCUGCCUUCAAACCAGCCUGCUGGUGAGGCAAGACCUGAAGAUCCUGGCGUGCAGCUGCUGGGAGGAGGCUGCCCAGGGCCUGCAGGUGCUGCUGGGCUGCCCCUGCUGCAGGCACACAGCUGGCACCUCACAGCCCUCUGGCAAUAAAAGACA